AUGCCGAAGUCCAAUUUGAGGCAACUGGAGAAAGAGGAGAAUCAGUUGAACGCAGCUUUGGCGAAUGUGAAAGAUUUUGUGGAUAAUUUUGAUGCAGUUCGUGACAGUGAUAUGGUUGAAUUACGUUUAGUGAAACUAGAUGAAAUUUUUGAUCGGUUCUGUAUCAUUAGGGUGAACAUUGAUGUGCUUCUAGACGAAACCAGCGAAGAGUUUGAAAGUGCAGCUGAUGACGAUGGUGUUGAUAGCGCGAAGAAUGCUCCCGUCGGCGGUGACAGUGUGCAAACAUACAAGAAUUUUGAAAAUUCGUAUUUUCGUUUGAAGUCAGCGUUGCUUGCUAAACGCCCUAGAACGAAAUAUCCGGAGCUGAAGCUUCCAUCGUUUUGCGGAAAGCUGCAAGAUUGGAUCACUUUCCGCGAUAAUUUCAAAUCGUUGAUUCACGACAACGGUGAUUUGAGUCCAAUCGACAAGUUUAAUUACUUGCGAGCAUCUUUGAGAGAUGAAGCAUUACUUCAGAUCAACCAAGUUCAGGUGAGUGCUGCCACCUACAACAUUGCGUGGAAUAUUCUCGAGGCGAAAUAUGAGAAUCAUAAGCUGAUAGCACACGAACAUCUGAAGGCGCUGUUUUCUGUUCCAGUGAUGAAGUCGGAGUCGUUUGAUGCCCUGAAUACCGUCCUGAUGACGUUCAAGGUCAAUCUUCAGCAGUUGGAAAAGUUGGGAGAAAACACUGAGAACUGGAAUUCUAGCAUUCAUGUUGUCGCGGAAGCUAUAUCCAACAGCCUUCGCCAAUGGGAAAUUCAUCACAGUUCGAAGAAUAUUCCUCACACGCAGAACCAAACGUCGAGCAUCCCAAACAGGCCUCAAGUCGCGAACUCAAACGCUCAAUCUCAGUCUCGUCAACAGUCAGUACAGCAUUCGCAAUCGCAUAUAUCCCGGAUGAAUAAUACUCAAAUAUCUCCACAAACACCCGUCCAAACCACCACUCCACCACAUACACGACAGCCACCUCCCACAAAAACACCAACUAUUUCUCACCACACUGCUACCUCACACAAUGCUCGUAGCCAGCGAAGCACCACACUUUUGUCAACCGCUCUCGUGAAACUCGCCGAUCGCUUCGGAAAUACGGUCAUCGCUCGUGCAUUGCUGGAUAACGGUUCUCAAAUAUGCAUGAUAACAGAGAACCUGUCUCAAAGGUUGAAUUUCAAGCGUUCACACGAGAACUUGCCUGUGAAAGGUGUUGGUGAUUCUAUGACAGUGUCGAAACAAUCGGUGUUAGCGAGGAUCCUGUCACGUUAUUCUUCAUUCGAAACCAAGGAUGUGAAAUUUUAUGUGUUGCCUCGAAUUACUGUGAAUCUGCCGCAGACAACUAUUGACAUCAGUUCCUGGAAGCUGCCAUCAGACAUCUGCCUAGCUGAUCCAAGGUUCCACGAAUCCAGUGCGAUAGAUGCAGUCCUUGGCGUAUCAGUUUUCUACGAGUUGCUGCUGAGUGAGCAGUUGAAACUAUCGGAUUCUGGUCCGAUUUUACGAAACACCGAACUGGGUUGGAUAGUUGCUGGAGAAAUAACUGAUAGUCCAGUCACCACGUUCAGCGCUGUUACAGCCUCAGUCACCACAGAAGAGAUACACGAGCAGUUAGCACGUUUUUGGGACUUGGAGUCAUGCCGAACGAAGAGCUGUCUUUCCGUCGAAGAAUCUACGUGUGAAUCGAUUUUCGAGCAGACGACAACGAGAGACGCUGAUGGAAAAUUUCGAGUGGUGCUACCGAAGAAGCAGUUCAUGAUGGAACAUUUGGGAAGGUCGAAGGAGAUAACAACCAAACGGUUCAUGGGCUUGGAGCGCCGUCUAACUGCAAAUCCAGAAAUGAAGGCUCUCUAUACUGAAUUCAUCCACGAGUAUUUACUGAUGGGCCAUAUGCGAGAAGUACGUAAGGAGGAGGAAGAACCUAUCCACAGCUAUUAUUUGCCACACCAUGCAGUCAUGAAACCGGACAGUACGACAACGAAGCUCAGAGUUGUUUUUGACGCCUCAUGUGCUACAGAUUCUGGAGUUUCCCUGAACGACACACUGAUGUCGCUGACGUAG
Molecule: messenger RNA, 2082 nt
Organism: Armigeres subalbatus
Lineage: Eukaryota; Metazoa; Arthropoda; Insecta; Diptera; Culicidae
Exons: 4
Coding region: 1-2082 (693 amino acids)
Source: RefSeq, a predicted model, not a curated record